This is a messenger RNA of Scheffersomyces coipomensis, 1458 nucleotides long. RefSeq names its product glucosaminyl-phosphotidylinositol O-acyltransferase (gene GWT1). The record is from RefSeq and is a predicted model, not a curated record. Lineage: Eukaryota; Fungi; Ascomycota; Pichiomycetes; Serinales; Debaryomycetaceae. Bases 1 to 1458 code for a protein of 485 amino acids. The transcript has a single exon. Gene Ontology annotation, cellular component: endoplasmic reticulum; membrane. Gene Ontology annotation, molecular function: glucosaminyl-phosphatidylinositol O-acyltransferase activity. Gene Ontology annotation, biological process: GPI anchor biosynthetic process; protein localization to plasma membrane.
AUGUCUAGUUUAAAAGAACAAAAGGAAUUAUUCGUAUCUGAUUUACUCGGAGGAUCAAUACUGGAAAUUUAUACUAUAACCACCAUUGCAUUAACAUCAUAUUUAACUUAUGCAUUGAUUAAAAGUUCACUAUCGAAAGAUAGUCAACUCUCAUUCUUGAAUGAUUAUAUUGUAAAUUGUUUAACUUUACUUGCAUCAAUCACUAUUUAUAGUAAUAAUAUCAAUUAUCUUCAUUAUUUAACUAUCAUUCCUGGAAUUCUAAUCUAUGUGAUUUCAAAAUAUAUCUUAAAAUCAGGGGAAGAAACAACCCAACCUAAAAAGACAAAGACUACGAGUACUCCUAAUGAAUUCUUACCAAAGAAACCAUUCAUAACCGCUUAUAGAGCUCAUAUGCUUAUAAUCACCAAUUUAUCAAUCUUAGCCGUUGAUUUCAAUAUCUUUCCUCGAAGAUUCGCUAAAGUUGAAACUUGGGGAACAUCAUUAAUGGAUUUAGGUGUGGGAUCAUUUGUAUUUUCGAUGGGGUUGGUUAAUUCUCGUUCAUUAUUAAAGGAAAGUCAAUCUAAAGCUAAUAGUAAUUCAUUUCUUUCUUAUUUACAUAUCAUUCGAAAAAGUAUUAUUAAAUCAAUCCCGAUCUUAGCCUUAGGAAUUAUUCGGUUGGUUAGUGUGAAACAAUUGGAAUAUCAAGAACAUGUUACUGAAUAUGGGAUUCAUUGGAAUUUCUUUAUCACAUUGGGAUUAUUACCUAUUUUAUUAGGGAUUUUAGAUCCAUUAUUUCAAUUAUUACCUCGAAAUUUAAUUGGAUUUUUGAUUGUAUUAAUUUAUGAAAUUGGAUUACAAAAAUUCGACCUUUUAUCAUUCAUAUUAACAUCGGAUAAUCGAUUAAAUAAUAUCGUUACCAUGAAUAAAGAAGGUAUUUUCUCAUUCUUAGGUUAUUUCAGUAUAUUUUUAUUCGGACAAUCAUUCGGUCCAACUUUAUUAACCGGUUAUCCUACCGUUAAUAACUUAAUCUAUCCCUCUCAUAUCAAACCAACUAAAUCGAAAUCAGGUUUCUUAACGUUCAAUACCACAAAUUCAUUAAUCAUAUUAACAAUGUUUUAUCAUAUCAUAUUCUAUUAUUUCAAUAAUUCAUUCCUUACCACGAAUAUUUCUCGAAGAUUGGCCAAUUUGAAUUAUGUACUUUGGGUAGUUGCAUAUAAUUCAACAUUAUUAUUAGGAUAUAAUUUAAUUGAAAGUUUAUUUCCUCAUAUAAGUACUACCAGUUAUUUAUUAGAAUCAACUAAUAAUAAUGGAUUAUUAUUAUUUUUGAUUUCAAACUUAUUAACAGGAUUUAUAAACAUGUCAAUCAAUACAUUAGCCACCACAAAUUAUAUAUCAUUUCUUAUCUUGGUGAUUUAUUCAUUAGUGGUAAGUUUAAUUGCUGUUGAAUUAAAUAAGAGAAGUAUUUAUAUAAAGUUAUAG